CGCGUUUGCAAGUUCACCGACUCGUGCAGAGCACAAGGUCCAGAGACACGACAGCCAACGACGCAGCGCCCGGCCGGACAUGUCGUACCCAACGCGAUCUCUAUCGACGCACAUGCGCGGCCCGAGCGCGUCGGCGUCGACCGCAUCUCAGUCGCCGGCGCUGGUGGCUCGCAUCGAGGAGAAGAGGGCCGAGCUGGAGCAUCUCAAGGAGCUCCGGGACCUGAGCGCGGCGGUGGCGACGCAGAUGGAGGCGCUAGAGCGAAAGGUUUCGACACUGUCGAACGGGACAGAGGCUAUUGCGACUGUCAUGGGCAACUGGCAUAACGUGCUGCGCGCCAUUAACAUGGCCUCAUCAAAACUUGCGAAGCCAUCUAGCGAUGCCGAGCGUGAACCAACGGACGAUCUGCCCCAGACGCUGGUCCGUAUCCCGACGGAGCAUGCGCCGACGCUUCAAGCCCAAGCCGAGGCGGCAGAGGCUGCGGCGACCGAGGAGGAGUCGGCGCCGGGCACAUGAUGAGAGACGGCUACAACAGAAAUUGGCUGAUUGAGGAAUCGGCGAGGGCGGUCUUGAUGAUUGAGCCUGAGGUGGUGGCCAAUAUCUAUGCAUACGCUGGCAAAGAGGCUUUCCCAGUGGCGGCGCUGCAGAUGUCGAGGCUGGAUGUCUCGCAAACCCCGCUGCUGAGCAGAGUGGCAAGCCAAGCCAAGCCAAGCCAAGCGGGCGCAUGAAGGAAGGGUUGGCGCCGAGGCAGUAGUAUCGGGCUGGUGCAUAAACGUGGGCUUCGAGGCACAACUCCGAACGCCUGGGAGCCGGCGCACCAGAUGCUGUUACUACCUACAGUACGUUAGUGCUGCACGUACAGCACUGGUAACUUAGUGUGCCGCCGUUGAUGACGGCGUGAGGGACAGAGAGUGCGGGGCGGCAACACGAGACGCGUCGAGGCGCGUUGCUACAGGCGGAAGCGCAGCCACUAAUACUCGUUUAGUAGGGUGGCCGAGCAGCAGCCGCACUGCACCGGUCAGAAAACAAAGAACAAGAACUUGGGCUUGAGUGAGACAUGUGGCGGCCGCGCCUGCGGGAAAAAGCCGUUGGGCAGUUGGUUGCACUGGAAGGUUUGCAGCGGCAGGGCCAAGGGGG
Purpureocillium takamizusanense is the source of this 1135-nucleotide messenger RNA. It is a transcript of the gene DAD2, whose product is annotated as DASH complex subunit dad2. Gene Ontology annotation, cellular component: mitotic spindle midzone; mitotic spindle; DASH complex. The record is from RefSeq and is a predicted model, not a curated record. NCBI's taxonomy places the organism in Eukaryota, Fungi, Ascomycota, Sordariomycetes, Hypocreales, Ophiocordycipitaceae. Gene Ontology annotation, biological process: mitotic cell cycle; attachment of spindle microtubules to kinetochore. The coding region runs from base 80 to 514 and encodes 144 amino acids. The transcript has 3 exons.